ACUUACUCGCACACAUGCAAAGAUACGCACGCACACACACGGUCACGUACUUACACGGACUCUGUGCUUCCCGAGCGGCGCGUAUAACGCGUAUAGUUAUGGUAUUAGUUCGCGUUCAGCCGAACAGCCGUGCGGUAGUGUGCGCCUCGUUUUCGCCGUUGCCGCCGCCGCCGCCGCGGUCGUCCAAGUCGAAUCGGAAGCCGACUUCCGCACAGGACCACGAUCGCGACCGUAUUAAUUACCGCGUGCGACCGAAAUUCCAGACGGUCUAUCGUAGUACGGGACAUCUGCAGCUUUUGUACAAUAUCACAAAUAACUUAGCUGCGGUUUCGUAGUGCCUAUUGUUGUGCGCACAGCAUGUCCGUUCGUUGGACCGCGGCACUCCGGUAAUUUCUAUUCUAUUUUUUUUUUUUUUCCCCCCCCAGUAAACCCGAUAACGUGACAAACCCCGACACGUUAUAAACUGUAUGCGUACGACACGGUAAUAUGCGUGCGAUUUGUUUCACGUUGUACAUCGAUAAAGUUCAAUAAUAGCGAAAACAGUCAUUAUAUUGAUAAUCGUACGAUGCCGGCCGUUCGCUGCCACGGUCGUGGUGUCCACUGCUAUCCCGUGGUAGCUGUAGACCUAACUACGGUAACAAGAUCAGUAUCUAUAAGCGGAAGAGUUAUAGUUAUAGUAGGUGGAGGAGAAGGAGGAGGAGGAGCAGUAUGUGACGGCGUGCUUUGCUCUGCGACCGAUUUCAGCCCGAUCGCCGGGUGAUUUACGUAUACACUUACGGUUUGACUGAUUACAGACACACGCUAAAAUCGUCAUUGGUAUCCAAAAUCGAGUGUUGACUGCUCAUCAUCACAAAGAGACCAUCCAGAUUUGAAAACGCAAACGGGUCAUGAGUUUUAUUUGGUGGAAGGACUUUCGGAGAAAGAGACCUCCGACGGGCCAGCAAACGUGGAGGAAAUUUGACUAUUGGCGACAGACUACCGUCGACAACAUAGUCUACCAACGGGUGAGGUCCUCAGUGACCACCUAGACAGUAUCACCAUCCUCUCCCUUUUCCUACGCUAUCGACAGCCAUAGCAUUUAUAUACCUACUUUUUUUGUUUGGUUGGAUUAAUCCACUGCCACUGGUGCCAAAAUGGAAUCACUAGACGUGGCUGAAAACUUAUCCAGCCUGUCGGGCAUGGUAUUCAAAAUCGACCAGAACGAGUAUGGGCUCCUGAUGGACCAGAAUGGCACAGGUUACCUAAACGAUACCAAUGUCACGAUGGACCCAAAUCGAACGUAUUACAUUUUCGAAUCUGUUUACCCGUCAACGUACUCAAUACCGGAAAUAGUUAUCGCUUCAGUCGUUGUUAUCAUGCUCAUGAUCGUUGUUGUUGUGGGUAAUAUGUUGGUCAUCAUUGCCAUCGUGACAGAAAAAGCACUGAAAAACGUGCAAAACUGGUUCAUCGCCAGCCUGGCCGUGGCUGACUUCUUCCUGGGCAUAAUCGUCAUGCCAUUCUCAUUGGCUAACGAAUUAAUGGGCUAUUGGAUAUUUGGCGACUGGUGGUGUGACAUACACGCCGCACUCGACGUGCUUCUAUGCACCGCGUCUAUCAUGAACUUGUGUUUGAUAGCCCUAGAUAGGUACUGGUCCAUAACGCAGGCCGUCGACUAUUUGAAGAAACGGACACCAGCCCGAGCAAUGGUCAUGAUCGGUUUUGUAUGGAUAUUUAGUGGCGUCAUUUGCAUACCACCUUUGCUUGGUUGGAAAGUCAAGAGGGUGCCUGAACGAUAUCCAAAAUGUGAGCUGAGCGAGGACUUGGGAUACCGGAUAUACUCGGCACUCGGUUCGUUCUACAUACCGUCGUGCAUCAUGGUGUUCGUUUACAUCCGGAUAUACUUCGCGGCCAAAGCGCGGGCGCGGCGGGGCAUCCGGAAACCGCCGUCGAAACCGAAAAAGGGGGCGGCCAAGGCGGCGAAGGCGGCCGCCGCCGCGGCCGCGGCCGCGCAGAGCCCGUCCACCGUGUCGCAGACGACCAGCUUCAUCACGCGGCCGUCGCCGGCCAGCGUGCCGCUGACCGCGUUCCGGUCGCCGCCCGCCACGCCGGUCAACACCACGCUGCCGGUGAUCGCAUGCGACUACGCCAGCGACGCGAGCACCAGCGACGUGAGCAAGGACGGCGACAAGGACACGCUGAAGGUGUUCACCACGCAGGGCAGCCGCCGGCUGACGGUCAACGGCGACCUGGCCGGCGGCGGCGGCCGGUGCCGGGCGUCCAGCGUGGCCGUGGACACGGACAUGGUCAGCGAACUGGAACCGUCGUCGUCGGACUCGGGCAACGUGCAAAAGUGCGGGGCCGUCAAGCCGGUCAAGUCGCGGCUGUGCAAGCCCAUAUUCGGCGUCGGCCGCAAGUCGGCCAAGGCGGCGUCGGCCAAGGCCAAACGGGACAUACUGGACACGGGCAAGGUGUCCAUGGCGUGCCGCGGCGGCGUCGAUCACCAUCAGUACGGGUCCGGUGCCGCGAACGCGGGCGGCCCGGCCGUAGACCCGGCGGCGCCGUGCCAGCCGCGGCCCAAACCGCGUGACCCGGAGCGCGAGAAGCGGCGCAUCGCCCGGAAGAAGGAGAAGCGCGCCACGCUCAUACUCGGCCUCAUCAUGGGCUCGUUCAUCGCGUGCUGGCUUCCGUUCUUCUUCAUGUACAUACUGAAGCCGCUGUGUCCGGUGUGCUACAUACCGCCGCAGGCUUUCGCCAUCGCGUUCUGGCUGGGCUACAUGAACUCGGCCAUCAAUCCGGUCAUAUACACGAUAUUCAACAAGGACUUCCGGCGCAGCUUCCGGCGCGUGCUGUUCAAAUGAUGAAACCGUCGUCGUCGCGCACCACUCGUCGUACGACUGGCGGCCCGCCCGGUGGUCAUCCUAUUCGACACGACGUCUCGACGUGUCGUCUCUUCUUCUUAUAUCUACUCGUUCUUUGUAUCCUUCGUAUUCUCGUUCUCGUUUCUCUCGUAAUCGACAUCAUCAUUAAUUAUUAUUAUUAUUAUUAUUAUUAUUAUUAUUACCUACGCGUACUAUUAUAAUAUUGUUGUUAUUACUGUUAUCAUCGUUAUUAUUAUUUAUCAUUGUAUUAUACUAUUAUAUAGGUACGUGAAAUACGGUCGAAUAUCUGCAGAAAACUGAUUUUUUCACACACCAUCCCCCCCCCCUAAGCGCCCAUAGACACGUACGGGGUGUGAACGAACACUGUUCAAAUACAAAAAGUGAAUUGUGCAUCCGUCAUGAUAAAACCAUGACUUGCGAUCAAACAUAUGAAUAAUGAAUCAGUAAACUUUUCUCAAUUCCGCAGCGGAAUUCAACAAAUUAUUACAUUAAAAAAAUAUUUAUGUAUAUUUUUUUUUUUUUUUUUUAAUACCUUUACAACUACUACACUCGACAUUUCAACACCAACCGCAGGCAGGCAGAUUGCGCAACUAAUUCUAAAUGAACACUGCACAUACUCACUAAUGUACACACACGUGUUAUAGUUAUGCGUGUAAAACGUAGUCGGUAUUCGACGUUGGUAUUAUAAAGUAAUAUGUGGAGUAAUCGAAAAAGCCAUUCCAUGUAAAAAUUGGGUUCUUGGAUUACGAGUUACGACGAAAAAUCUACAAAAUAAAAUCGUCAAUAAAAUGCACGUGUAUUUAAACUUUUUUUUAAUUUUCCAUUUUAACAAAACAAUAUUAAUAUAAACCGCUUAACUAAAAACCAAAUAUAAUUUUAUAAUGUUUAUAACAUUAACAUAUAUUUUGAAUUUUAUCUAGUAUUACAAAAAAACUACAAUUUAACUAAUAACAAAAAUCUAUAACAUCGUGCACUAACAUAGAUGAAGAUUAAAUGCAUGUAUAAAAAAGUAUUAUUUUGAAUAAAACAUUAUGAAUUGAGUUCAAAUAGUAUAAGCUUAUUAAAAAUUAACAAAUAGGUAAUAAUAAUUUUAAUACAAGUUAUAAAUUUGAGCUAAAAAAGUUUUGUUCUAAAUCUAAUAAUAUAACAAUUUAACUAAUAGUUCAAAAUUCAAUUUUUUACUCCUGAAUUUAUUAAAAUAUAAUUAAUUGUAUAUCCGAUAAAAAUAUAUUUAGCAAAUAUUUAUUUAUGUUCAAUGUUUGCCUACUUAAAUUCCACAUUACAACAUUGAGUGUAUUAUUUAGCACAAAUUCCAUUUAUAGAAAUUUAAAAAUGUUUGUUAUAGUUUAUUUAAAUAGGUACCGUAAUACAAAAUUCUAAUAAAUAUUAUCAAAUAACAGUAACCUAUUCUAUUAUAUAAAAUGAUAUUUCCGCAUAGUCCAACAAAAUAGCAAGUAGCGACAUAAUAUUUCAAAACUAAAUAUAAUACAAAAUAAGUAUUUCAAAAUAUUGUUAAAUUAUAUUCAUAUUUUUUUUUUUCAAAGUUCUAAAUAUUGAAAUUAUAAAGAUAGUUUCAGUAUGAACACAUAUUAAGAAUUUAUUUUAAUACAGGAUAUUAAUGAAAAACCCCCAGUGCACUUAGAUAAAUUGCAUGUUUUUAUAGGCUAUAAUAAACACGGUUUUAUUUUUGAAAAUUCUCAGAAUUCCGUUUUCUAAUAAUACAUUACACAAAAAUAAUAACAUAUACAAUCGCAGUGUACAAAUAAAAUGAACAUAUUAUAAUUAAAUAAUGUUUAUAAUAAACGUUGAAAUUGUUUUAAGGCAUAUAAUGUGAGAUUUAAAUAAAUUAUUUAUUAAUAUUCACCAAGUACCUAAAUAUUUGAUUGAUACGUGUAAAACAUAUUAUAAAUACUUCAAUUUAUUAAAUACUAAAUUUAAAAUUUAAAUUAAUCCCGAAUACUUUAUUACAAAUUAUUGAAUUAUCGAAUUAUAUAGUUUAACCAUAAAUAAAUUCAUUUUUCUAAUUAGGUAACUUAAACAUAAUAUAUUAUAUUUAAAUUAAAAUCAAAUUGACUAGUCCAUUUUUAGUUCAAAACUACUUACUUCGAAGUGUUUAAUAUUGCAUUUUUAAAUUUAUAUUUUAUAAUUUUAUUAUAAGUCUAUUGUUUUUAGCUUAUAACAAUCCAUAUUUUUUUAUUUUAAUAAUUUAAUUUUGUUCAUAUAAAACACGGACAAUCAAAAAAGAAUUUCAAACUCAUCCUGACUGAUGUUGAUCAAUUAUAAACGUGUUACGAUUAACAGAAAUAUGAUAAAUUAUUAACAUCGUUAAAUAACAUUUUUAUUAAAAGAUUACUUGUAUACACAUAUACCAAGUAACAAUGUGGAACAUGACGUGUAGAAAAAUAUGUUUAUUUGACAAUUUAAAUGUGUACAUAUUAUACGUGCAUUAUGCAUGUUAUCCGACCAGUUAUACCUCAGUUGUUUAUUUGCUUCAGUUUUAUAAUAUCCUAGUGAAAUAAAAAUGGUUGAAUAAUAUGGUUAACACUUAUUCAUGCGAAACACGUCACUAUAUAUCUCUCGUGUUGGUUUAUUUGUAUAAAGAAAAAGCAAUAAUAAUAACAACUCAAAUAGAAAUCAUAUUAUGUUUCUUUAUUUUGUUUUGAAUUUUGCACACAAUUUCUAUAUGAAAUAAUACACCAAUAAUAACGAUAGUAAAUUCAUUUUAAAAAUAUUUUGCAUUUUUCUGGUAUUGAAAAUUAAUUUUCCAAAAACCAUGGGAUAGGUAGCCGAUUUGUUUACCUUCAUUUCACACUGUACAGGUACAUCCUUAGAGACACAAAAAUAACGGGUUAUUCUGGUUAUGUGAAAUAUCCAUGUUCCCGAUCACGUAUCCCAUCACAAUGUUUACAUCCAUUGAAUGUUAGUUUUUCAGUGUAACCUUUAUUUACUUACGCAAAUGCCAAAAAUAACAGAAAUAUAUUUCAUACAUCCCACUAAGUGAAUAAUUUUAAAUGUCAAUAUUAUUUUUAAACGUGUUAUUGUGAUUGAAUUUAUUAUAAUUUAUAAUUAUUAUUGUUAUGAAAUAAAGUAUACAGAAAAAAAAGAGAAGUCAAGAGAAUUGACUAAAAGAAUGAUUAAAAAUUAAUAUUGGAAAUUCACAUAAAUAUUAUAUUAUAUUUGGUAAAUUUUAUUAAAAUAAAUAACAAAACCUUAAUAUGGAGUGGUCAAAUACAGGUGAUUAUUUUAGGACUAGAUUAAGUAUUUUUGUUUAUAGUGUGUCUAGAAUAUCUUCAUUAUCAAUACCUAGGCAUGGAAUAAAUUUCAUUUUUGAAAUUAUUACAUGUAUGAUAAUUAUAAAAUAAUUCAUUUUCUUAAUAUUUUCACGCAUAGGUAUGAAUAAAAUAACUACAAUAUUAACCUAUUAACUAAUAAUUCAAAUUAUUAAAAAAAUAUUUAUGAGAGUUAAGAAUAUAUAAUAAUACGAUUCUUACAUAUUUUUAUUUUAUAAUUCUAUUUUCUAUACCUAAGUUAUUAAUUGUUAAAAAUAAAUAUUUUUUUUUUUAUUAUUAUCUAAAUAUUCGAAAUAUAAAUGAAAAUAUCUAUCGGUUAAAAUUCGAAAUAUGAACAGCUAUAAAGUCUUUUAAUAUUUUAUGAGACUAACCGAAUCCAUUUAAUGUAUUAUAUUUGCCAAAAUAAUCACUUGUUAUUUUAUUUAUAAACAUUUUUAUAAGGAAACAAAAAUCAUAUUAAUGUUAUGUUCAAAGUAAAUAGUGCCAAUUCACAAAAAGUAAAAUAAAUGAAUAUGGGCAGGUACCUAAAACGUUUUACACGCAUAGUAGCAGAGUAUAAUCUAUUAUUACUCAAAGAAGUGUAUGGUUUGGUGUGAAAAUUUCUUCUGUGGUUUUUGUUUGUUUUUGUUUUCCAGUAUAAUAUUAUUACAUGCAUGUAGAUAAAGUUAAGCGCAAGUUUGAUUGCAUCCCAUUAAUUAAAAUAUUCAUAAUAAUGUUUAAUUUUAUGUAUAAAAUACGUGCUUCAAAUUUGAGAACAAAAUAUAAUUGUAUGUAUAAUUUUUGUGUUAAAAUAAAUUUAAAAAACGAUUCGAACUCUAUAUUAUUCCGUUCGCUUUAUUGUGGGUCCAAAAACACAAAGAGGACAUUAACGCUUGAGCCUCAAAUGAUUGUUAUAUAUACAUAUAUAUAUAUGUAUAUAUAUAUUUAAACAAAGUUAUUAUAUAUAUAUAUAUAUAUAUGUAUACAUACUGGAUUAAAUACUAAUAUAUUGUCCUAAUAUUAUAAAAAAAAAAUUGUUAACAAAAUAGCUACAAAAUAUUCUAAGCAUACAAAAUAUUAGGUAGUUGAUAUUUUAUUUUUCAAUUUUACUCAAUUAACAUUAAGUCCAUUGUAUAUAAUUUAUUAAGGCUUAUGACAUUAAGAAAAAACAAAAUAAUAUUGAGAAAAUACAUUUCUAUAUUUUAUCGCUAGUAUUUUGUACGAAUUAUAUUCUAAAUUAGACUUUUUUAAUUUAUUAUAUCUUUACGAAUACUACUGAUGGAUAUAGUAGAAACAAUAAUACCUGCCCUAAUAGCAGUUAGUGUAAGUACUUAUAGUAAAAUUCUAUGUACAUAUACAAACAUAUUUGAUAACUAAACAGUUUUCAAUACUUAAAACAAAUAUGUUUAUUAUGAUAUUUGAUUAUAGAACUCAAGAUUAAGAAUAAUUACAUUUAUAUUUAGUUCAUUCCAAAAUUCUAAAUUACCGAAAUCAUGAUGUACACACCUAUUAGUCUUUAAGUUCACGUUAUUUU
Messenger RNA from Aphis gossypii (cotton aphid), 7661 nucleotides. RefSeq names its product probable G-protein coupled receptor No18 (gene Octalpha2R). Bases 1134 to 2837 code for a protein of 567 amino acids. Lineage: Eukaryota; Metazoa; Arthropoda; Insecta; Hemiptera; Aphididae. The record is from RefSeq and is a predicted model, not a curated record. Gene Ontology annotation, biological process: adenylate cyclase-activating adrenergic receptor signaling pathway. The transcript has 3 exons. Gene Ontology annotation, cellular component: membrane. Gene Ontology annotation, molecular function: G protein-coupled amine receptor activity.